Synchytrium microbalum is the source of this 6300-nucleotide messenger RNA. RefSeq lists its product as uncharacterized. Gene Ontology annotation, molecular function: 3'-5'-RNA exonuclease activity; RNA binding. The coding region runs from base 1 to 6300 and encodes 2099 amino acids. Gene Ontology annotation, biological process: mRNA catabolic process. Lineage: Eukaryota; Fungi; Chytridiomycota; Chytridiomycetes; Synchytriales; Synchytriaceae. Gene Ontology annotation, cellular component: P-body; exosome (RNase complex). The record is from RefSeq and is a predicted model, not a curated record. The transcript has 15 exons.
AUGCGGCACUGGAUUCUUGCUCUUGUUCUGCUGGCAGCUCAGCAAUGUAGUGCCACAGUUCGAGUUUUAUCAUCCGUUGCAAACGAGACCUUCACAGACCGCAACGGAGCUUUUGGAGUAAAGAAUACUGGUAAUGUCAUAGGCUACCUCAUUGCCGCUAGCAGUUUGUCCAGUGAUAGGAAUGAAGGGGGGUGUAUGCCUGUCGAAUCUCCAAUUCUGGACGUCCCGGAAUUUGGUUGGGUCGCUCUGGUCCAACGAGGAGAAUGUAGCUUUGUCGAAAAAGUUAGAAGCAUGAUGCGCUCGGGUGCAAAAGCUGUGAUUGUCGGCGACAACCAACCUGGAGAUCUAAUAACCAUGUACUCUCAAGAGGAUACAUCGGAUGUUAUCAUUCCAUCUGUAUUUAUAUCAAUGUCUUCCUAUCGAGACCUCAGAUUCCUAUCACAAUUCACAGAAAAGAACUCUGGCCUUCAAUUACAAAAGCAUGGAAGAAUUCCACACUUGUUGGUCGAAUUGGAAAAGAAUGAAAACGACAUACCUUUAGUAGAUUUAAUACUCAUUGCCGUAUUGAGCCCGCUCUCCAUCGUGUUCUGUUUGUGUGGACUCUGGCAGAUAAUAGUACAUAGAAGAAGACGGCAGCAGGCUGCUGUAGCACCUCAAUCCACUAGACAGACCGUGGGUAAUGAGGAAUUCAUCACAAACCUGCCUAUACGCAAGUACAAUAAGAAGGUGGCGGAUGAUGGAGAUAGUGACGAUGAAGAUGUCUGCGCCAUAUGUCUGGACGACUAUGAAGAUGACGAGGAGCUGAGAAUACUUCCUUGCUUCCAUGAGUUUCACGUCAAGUGUAUUGAUCCUUGGUUGCUGACACGAUCAAGCACCUGUCCUUCCUGCAAGGCUGAGAUUGCCCCCGAACCAACGGAGACUACUCCAUUAUUGGACGUGAUUACUGAAGAAGUGACAGUGCCGUUGUCUGUUGUUGAGUCUACUGGCCCUCUCAGUAGUAGUAGCAGCAUUGUGCCGUCAAUGUCUUCAGUUUCCUGCCGAGACGCUUUCUGGGUUUGGGACAUGUUGAGAGCCUUCAAGUUGGGAAAGAGAGCCUUUUCGACCGUCUCUGCCGUUAGUGCAGCCAAAGAAUCGGUAGCUAGCCAUCCUUUCAUUGGAGAUCUGGUCGAGAUUCGACGGAGGGGCAGAACGUAUCAAGGUGUAAUCGCCGGCGUAGAUUCGCAUGGCUAUAAAUCGAUCUUGAUCAAUGGGCAGCUGCUAAGUCAUUCAAAAAAAGAGAUCUCAUAUCGCUCUGAAAAAUGGGUGUUUAGUAGCUCUGUGCAGAAGAAUCGUAUAGUAAGUCCUCCUCCUUCUUUGGAUGCUAAGGUACUAGUGGAUCAGAAUAGUCUCCCGAUAUGGCUUCCAGGCAGCAUGGCUGCAUUCAGAAAAGCUGUUGAUCAAACCACAGUCAACCACAGUGUCAGAUUUAAGCAGGUUUAUGCCCAUUUUCGUAAUUUGAAAGAGGACAUUGUAUCUGUGGACGAGGUCGCUGAAUUCGUCUUUGGUGAAAAUGGACCGACAAAUCUAGUCAAACACUACGCAUCACAUGUGUAUCUCUCACGAUCCUUUGGUACAUUUGCUCCCAUACCCAAUACCUCAAACUUUAGCAUCCUAAACACGUCUGAACAGGGGAUCUUGACACAUCUUGGUAACAUAACAUCCACCCCACUGACACCACAUCAGCUUCCCAUGUCUCGAAAUCAACAUCCAGACCUAAAGGCAUUUUUGGACAAGGCGAAAAUAUUGAUAAAGUGGUCAAGAAGUCGUAAUCAGGCCAACCUGUCAGAACCACCUCCAGCCAUCACUUUUACCAUGGAAGAUCAUCCAUUAAUAUCAGCCCUUGUCACUUACGCUACAUCGACGGUCGAAAAUGAUCGUGCCAUAUAUGGAAGAGCUUUAGAUAGAGGUGUAUUUCAGCCGCUAGAGCCAGAAUUUUAUCCUAGAAUGAGACGAGACCAUACUUUGGCUGCUCUCUUGCUAAAAGAAAUUGGUGUAUGGAUGCCAUGGGAGUCAGGACAUGUGUUUAGAGGAUGGAAUGGCCUUUCGCCUUUGGAAGGUCUUGAAGGAACAGGAAAUUCAUCUUGGGCUGACCCAUGCUGGGAUAUUAUGCAACAGUAUGGCAAAGAAUUGGUAUCUCCCAACGAAAUUCGUAAAUCAGAUGAUCGCGUAGCCAGUAUACCAGAUAGCAUCACAGAUAAUUUUAAAGCCAGCCGUCCCACGGAUUCUUCGAACUUAAAAGAUGUUGCAGAAAUGCUACGGAAUAUCGUAGUUACCAGUAAGGAACCAACAGACUUAACAUUUUUCGAAACCGAUCCGGCUCUCUCAAUCCGCCACGACUUCGGUGAUAUGCCCGUUUUUGUGAUUGAUGAUCCGUUAGCUCACGAGUUAGAUGAUGGUAUAUCUAUCGAAACCACUAUAAAUAAAGAACGUUGGAUUCACAUCCAUAUUGCCGAUCCGUCUGCUUAUGUACCGCCCAACUCUCUAGUUGCAAUGAUUGCCCAAGCACGAUCAACAUCUGUAUAUAUACCAGAAAAAGCCUACACCAUGUUUCCUCAAUCCCUGUCAACGGAACGCUGGGACUUGCGAAGUGGCAAAGUGUGUCCGGCGCUUACCUUCUCAGCAAAGUUGGACAGCUAUGGAGAUAUUUUAGACAUACAGGUCCGAGCAUCCUUGCUGAGAAACAUCAAGGUAAUAAGUUAUGAUGACGCAGACAAGAUACUGAGCUGGGAAGAGGUUCAUCAAUUUAAAUCACGAGAGCGAGAUCCUCUUGUUGAUUUCUACCUCCAAAAGAACCUGACACGUGCUUCAAAACCAUUUGAUGGUCAACUGGAUCAAGUUGAAAGAGAAAACUUGUUGGAAAUACAAAGGGCGGUCUUAUCGCAUCAUUCUGAGAGGGUGCGACAAGGCUCCCUGCAAGGAACUCAACUAGAUUUAGAUAUAAGACUUCUUCCUUCAGAUCUAAAUCUACCAUCUAGUCAGUCUGGUCGCCCGGAUAGACCGAUAUACCCCACUAUAUUUCCAACAAUCCGUUUGAAGACCAACGUACUGGGUCUAUCACCAUCUCAUAGUCUUGUAUCAGAAAGCAUGGUGUUGGCCGGCCGAAUUGCUGCGAUAUUUUGUACACAAGCCAACCUUGCAAUCCCGUAUAGAGGACAGCAAAAUCCCUUGAAUGUAGAAUCUUCUAUAGGUACCACACCCGAAUUUAAAUCUCAGAUUAUCGACUCUGCCCUUAACAAUAGAGAUCCUGUGUCUGGUCUUGUCACAAGGGCUUCAUACGAUGCCUUGGCACAUCAUCUACCACCAGCCGAAACUUCACUACAGCCGCAGUCACACUUUGCCAUGGGUCUGAGGGGACAAGACAGUCCAUCGGGUGGUUAUCUGAAAGUAACGUCUCCGCUACGCCGCUAUAUGGAUUUACUCGUACACUAUCAAAUCAAAUCCGUAUUGUGCAAAUCGGACGCCUAUCCAAUGAUGUCACCUCAAGACGUAAUGAUUAUAAUGGAACGAGCUCGUGGUAUUGAGAGGGCAGCUAGACAACUGUCAACUCGUUCUCAACGAUGUUGGGGUCUGGAAUGGGUUAGACGCCGUGAGUGUCGCAAUAUUGAUCAGGGUGCGAAUGUCGAUGGAAGUGGUGUUGGAGUCAUAGAGGGUGAUGAUGACGAUGAGACCAUGCAGAUGCAAGAUCCGGUAGAAUACUCUCCAUAUCACGCACUAUCUCCCAAGCUAGCCGGAAGGCCGUAUCGUGCCAUGAUCAUCGGCCACCUUGAGUAUGGGGUUGUACGUGUACGUCUACUGGAUGUAGGAGGCAUAGUAGGGAUUGUUGUUUUGAACCCGAUAUUGCCGAUAGAUACAACAAUUUUGCCAGCAGCCUUUUUAUACUUGAAAAUGAAGCUGUUUGGAUGCAAGAAGGCAUCGUCUCAUAACAAGGCUCAUCAUAGCAAGCCCCAGACAUCAACACCCUUUUGGGUUCGAAGUUUGGCAAUAACAGAUGAGACUAGCAAGGAGAACGUCAAGUCUGAUGAUGAUAUUGAUGAACUGAUUCUCAUGGGAACGAACUCGGUAUCAUCAUCCAUCGUCGGCUCGCCAAAGCUGGUCGACGACCAACUUCCGCAACAAGCUCGUUCUCCUGUUAGUAGUAUUGCAAAGACUCCCUUCGUUGUGGAAAGCAACAUGUUCGCAAGGAUUCCCAUCAGUGGAGGAAAUACCAUACUCAGUGACACUACUCUGGAAUCUUCUGAUUCUUCGACUUUGGUGGAUGACGUGGCGAAACAAAUUCUAUCAAUCACAACAACGUUUCUUGUCGAUAUUGUCUACACUGAAAAAUGUUCGCCAACAGCCAAUGUCAUUGUAACAGGCCCAUUUGAUAAUUUCUCAAAGACUUUGGUUAUGGAACGAAAUGAAGCUGGAAAACAUCAUCUUACCAUCCAAGUUAAUGGAGCCAACAAGAUAUUCUUCAAAUUCUUGGUGGAUGAAAAAUGGAAGUUAUCCAAAAAGUUUGCAGUCGAGGAAGACGGGACGACUGGAAACUUGAUGAAUGUGAUUGAUAUUUCGUGCCCUAUGCAAGUGUCAUCACCAGCUCAUAGUGCACAGACGAAAGAUAUACCUGUAUCACCCAACCAAACAGCAACUCCCACAAUCAACGAAGAAGAUAACAAGGAUGGUGAAAACGAUAAUGAUGAUUCCAAGUCUAUUGUAUCUUGUGGUUCCUCUUUGAUACCCUCAGAUGCUUCAGAAUCAGAAACUGAGCUUCCCGUGAAACGCGGUCCUGGACAUAGUCGACCUACUUCGAUUGUCUCAGCUGUCGAACCUCAAGCUAAGGCUGUUGCUCGACCAAUAUCGCUACCGUCAGCAUCUCGUAUAUCCUUGUUGAAACCAGACCAGUUAGUUUCACGAGGAUCGAAAGCACCCCCAACUCCUUCUCCAGCCCUUCCUCGAGCCAGUUACGCAUCGCAUCGAAAGUCUCAACCAUUGGUUAAUCGAAACUCUCUAAUCGAUUUGGCUGAACAACGACGAGAUAUGAAUCGAAUAAUGAAUCGAAACAGUGGUGGUCCUUUGCUGGGACACGUCGAUCCCAAUGUUGGAAAACCUACAUUUGAAACUGGUCUAAUGGGUCAAAUCAGUCAACAAGAAAUUGAUCGCGAAAACCGCAAGAGUGCAAUGGUAAAUCGCAUGUCAGCUCGUCCACAAUCUAUGACUGCUCCACCGCCUCAAUUUCCUUAUACUCAUGGUCCAUCGCCUCAAUUUCCUUAUAAUCAUGCUCCAGGUCUUCAAGGAUCUUAUUAUGGCAAUCCCAACGUUCUUCCUGUCCCGCAACCUGCUUAUGCAAUGUCUUAUGUCCCAUACGCUGACGAUGCCGCCAAUGAUAUGUCAGAAACAGCUUCAGCAAUCGGACGCCAAGAAUUGAAAAAUGAAUGGUUGCAACGCGAACGAGCCAAGAAUGCAGACCAGUCACCAGCAAACAUGGCCAGAAUCUCUGUUGGCAGUAGUAAAGGAAUACCAUCUCAAGGAAUACCAUCUCGCUUAUCACAACAGCCAACAACUCUACCUAGUCGCAAGUCGGCCAUCAUGCUAACUCAUCCCAGGAUUCCAAGUGAUGAGUCAGGCACCACUGAAUCCAGCACUACUGAAGAUUCAGAUUCAGAAGACGAUGAAGAAGACAUUCCCUUGGCAAUUGUCUCGGCUAGCAGAAAUGACAGCAAGACUGCAUCGGUUGUCGCAUCAUCAUCUCCAUCUGCUGGGAAUAAACAGAGCCUCUAUAAUAGAUCAUCACCAGAGCUAUCCCAACAAAACUCUUCCGGAGCUUCGUCAUCAGCAGUGCUUGUAUCUUCAAAAUCUUCAACUACUCAACCUUCUGGUGCUGUAAUGGAUGAUUUGAUGGAUGGGUUUAUCUCGAAAAAGCUUUAUUUGCUUGCACAUCAAACUGUUCCACGUGUUGAAAUGUAUGCCUGCUUCAUCAAGCACGUUUGUGAGGCAGAUGCAAAUUCAACAGGAGUGCCAUCAAUUACUGAGUUUGAAGCUAGUCUUGAAGAAAAUGGAUUCAGUAAACGGGUCAAGGAGGGAAACAAAGAUAUGGCAGUCAAGAAUGUGGAAGUAGAGCCAAAGACGCCAAUUGACGAAGAUAUCAAAUCUUCUGGUUGGUUUGUACGUGAUCUACACGUUCUUAAUGUCUACUACUCUGUAUCUGACACGAAAUUCACCAACAUCAAAAAGCAACCAUUGGCGGACGUUGCUGACUACUGGAAGAAUGAACUGGUCGCCUAA